AUGGUAGAUGUGAUUGUUACAACUCCCUUAAGGAUACUAGUAUUAGCGACCCUUAUUAUAAGCAUACUCUGUCUAGAUCUCAAGGAUACUCGUGAAUACUGGUCAGAGAAGAAUUCUACAGGAGAAAAAUACCUUGUUUCUGUUGAUUUUCGGAAUGGAAAUUCUAGCUCUAACAUUGAUCCUCCUCAAGGCUUCCGUAGGUACAUUCACAAGAUGGAUUCCGGAUAUAAAUUUUGCGUUGAGAGGAUCAAACAUCAAAAUUUUAAUCUCACUAUCUGCCCAUGCAUUGAAGAAGUUAAUGAGGCUACUGAUCCCCUCCUACUUUGCAUUAAGAGGUCCAUGCAUAAUUCUGAGAAGACUGACUCCACUUAUUGCUACUAUUGUAAAGUAGAAUAUAGCUGCUGGUACAGGUACAAGAAUGGAGAAUGUAAUGAAAUACUACCUGGAAAUAGAGACACUGCUACUGGACUAGGUAAACUGCUUUAA
Molecule: messenger RNA, 486 nt
Organism: Theileria equi strain WA
Lineage: Eukaryota; Apicomplexa; Aconoidasida; Piroplasmida; Theileriidae
Product: signal peptide containing protein
Exons: 2
Coding region: 1-486 (161 amino acids)
Source: RefSeq, a predicted model, not a curated record